CCCAGCUCCAAAAACUAGCUUUUCCCUAUGCCACCCGACAAUGCGAGCGCCAUUUGCUGUCUAUAAAACCCCAAGCUCGCGGGACAACCACUGAUCAGUGAUCUCGCUCGAACGUCAUGGCUGCCGUCUGCGACGAUUCCGGGCUUGGAGAGUACACCAAGGACAGCACCGUCGACCUCAAAGGCAACCCCGUCCUCCGGUCUAAAAGAGGCGGGUGGACCGCCUGCUCCUUCGUCGUCGUAUACGAGGUGUUCGAGCGCAUGGCGUACUACGGCAUCUCCUCCAACCUCAUACUGUACCUGACAAAUAAGCUUCACCAGGGCACCGUCACGGCCUCCAACAACGUCACCAACUGGGUCGGCACCGUCUGGCUGACGCCGAUCGCCGGCGCCUACGUCGCCGACGCGCACCUCGGCCGCUACUGGACCUUCAUCAUCGCCUCCGUCAUCUACCUCUCGGGGAUGGGUCUACUGACCCUGUCGGUGUCGCUGCCGUCGCUCAAACCGCCGCCGUGCGGCCCCAACACCGCCGACCCUUCCUGCUCCACCAAGGUCUCUCCGUUGCACGUCAGAGUCUUCUUCUGCGCGCUCUACAUCCUCGCCGUCGGCGCCGGCGGCACCAAGCCCAACAUCUCCACCAUCGGCGCCGACCAGUUCGACGAGUUCCAUCCUCGCGAGCGCGCGCACAAGCUUUCCUUCUUCAACUGGUGGAUGUUCAGUAUCUUCUUGGGCACCCUCUUCGCCAAUACCUUCCUCGUCUACAUCCAGGACAACGUCGGAUGGAUCCUCGGCUACGCCCUCCCCACCCUCGGCCUUGCUAUCUCCAUCUCUGUCUUCGUCGCCGGUACUCCCUUCUACCGCCACAGGAUCCUCGCCGGAAGCCCCUUGAUCAAGAUGGCCAGGGUUAUCGUGGCCGCCGCCCGGAAAUGUACCAUGCGGUUGCCUAGCGACCCCAAGGAGCUGCACGAGCUCGAUCUCGACGCUUAUGCCGAGCCUGGAAAAUACCGCAUCGAUUCCACACCAACUUGGAGGGUUUUGAACAAAGCAGCAGUGAAGACGGGUCCGACGAAUCCCUGGGCGCUCUCCACGGUGACGCAAGUGGAGGAGACGAAGCAAAUGCUGAUGAUGAUCCCAAUCCUCAUCACCGCGUUCAUCCCCAGCAUAAUGUUCGCUCAGACCAACACACUGUUCGUGAAGCAGGGCACCACCCUGGACCGCCACAUCGGCCCCAACUUCAAAAUCCCUCCGGCGAGCCUCGCCGCCUUCUCCACCCUCUCCAUGCUCGUCAGCAUCGUCCUCUACGACCGCUACUUCGUCCCCUUCAUGCGCCGGUUCACCGGGAACCCCCGCGGCAUCUCUCUGCUACAGCGCAUGGGCACCGGGAUGGCGAUCCACAUCGUGAUCAUGUCGGUGGCGUCGCUGACGGAGAGGCGGCGGUUGGCCGUGGCGCGGGAGCACGGGCUGGUGGAGAGUGGUGCGGGGGUCCCGCUUACCAUCUUCAUCCUGCUGCCUCAGUUCGUGCUGAUGGGCGUGGCGGACGCGUUCCUGGAUGUGGCCAAGAUCGAGUUCUUCUACGACCAGGCGCCAGAGGGGAUGAAGAGCCUGGGCGCGUCCUACGCCAUGACCAGCCUUGGCGUCGGCAACUUCCUCAGUAGCUUCCUGCUCUCCACCGUGGAGCGCAUCACGCGGCAGCAUGGCCAUGGGUGGAUACUCAACAAUUUGAACGCGUCGCACCUGGAUUACUAUUACGCCUUCUUCGCCGUGCUCAAUUGCCUCAACUUCGCCUCGUUUUACGUGGUGAGCAGGUACUACGUUUACAGAGCAGAGACGACGCAUCAAGGGCUCGUUGAUGAUUGAUUAUGAAUGAGGGAGUUUUACUUUUACACAUAUAGCCGCCGUUGCCGUUGGAAGAAGAUUCCGAGUUCCUUCUCGAACUAUAAAAGUGUUAAUUACUUUAUCUAAAAUAUAAUAAAUGUACAUAUAUAAUUCCAAUGUGACACGAGUAUAUAAAUAAGUUAAA
Messenger RNA from Zingiber officinale, 2019 nucleotides. Its product is annotated as protein NRT1/ PTR FAMILY 5.2-like. The transcript has 4 exons. Gene Ontology annotation, biological process: dipeptide transport; transmembrane transport. The record is from RefSeq and is a predicted model, not a curated record. NCBI's taxonomy places the organism in Eukaryota, Viridiplantae, Streptophyta, Magnoliopsida, Zingiberales, Zingiberaceae. Gene Ontology annotation, cellular component: membrane. Gene Ontology annotation, molecular function: dipeptide transmembrane transporter activity; tripeptide transmembrane transporter activity. Bases 117 to 1856 code for a protein of 579 amino acids.